Messenger RNA from Durio zibethinus, 924 nucleotides. The record is from RefSeq and is a predicted model, not a curated record. Lineage: Eukaryota; Viridiplantae; Streptophyta; Magnoliopsida; Malvales; Malvaceae.
ACUAUACAUUUCCUUAUGUUUGACCAAAUUGAGGGUAUUUUUAAUUAUUACAUUUCCUUAUGUUUGACCAAAUGGGUACUUCUGUCAAUUAGAAUAGUCAAAUUAGCGGUCAAACUUCACGGCUUUGGAGUUGAGUUUCCUUCCUUACUUAAAGCUGAAGCAAUAACCCAUAGAAAAACAAGUAUUGAUAUUCAGAUUUGUAAGUUUUUCUUAGCUGUAAUGAAGAGAGAAAGAGAAAAUGGAGAGAUUCAGGGUUUUGACAUUGCCAAAUGUCUAAUGCUGCUAUCUCAAGGCGUGGAAACCAAGCCAAAAGACCAUUCAGUGAGCGAGGUUUUCGAGUGCAAAACUUGUCACCGUCGCUUCUCAUCAUUCCAAGCAUUGGGAGGGCACCGAGCAAGCCAUAAGAGACCCAGGUUGAUGGGGGAGAAAGCAAAUGAACACACACAAUUCCUUAGUUUAUCAACCAAGUCUAAGACCCAUGAGUGCUCCAUUUGCGGCCAAGAGUUUUCCAUGGGUCAAGCUUUGGGUGGGCAUAUGAGGAGGCAUAGAGCUGCCAUGAACGAAGGCUUCUCGCCAUUUCCGGUUGUUUCAACGGUGCCGCUGUUGAAGAUAUCAGAUAGCAGUCGGAUGGUUGUGUGCUUGGACUUGAAUUUGACUCCAUUGGAGAAUGAUUUGCAAGUUUUAUUCGGGACCAAGGCUCCCAAGAUUGAUCUCUGCAUUUGAUAUAGUGACCCUUGUAAUUUCCAUUUCAUUAACAUCAUUUUUUCAUUUGUUUUAUGUAUACAACAUUUGAAAUAUUCAUUCUUUUUUCUUAUUAUUUUUCUCUUCUCUUUAUUGAUUUGUACACUUGAAUUUGGAUUCAUUAGGGGUUAAUUUGUUGUAAAAUAGAAAUUUGUAAUAAUAUUACAUUCAUUUUCUUUUUCA